Molecule: messenger RNA, 734 nt
Organism: Symbiodinium sp. CCMP2456
Lineage: Eukaryota; Dinophyceae; Suessiales; Symbiodiniaceae
Source: the annotation of a GenBank genome assembly
GUCACACGCUUUGCCAGCGCGCGGAAUCAGUGCUGAAUUUCUUCAUCGAUGGGUGCAGUCUUUGCCACGAGGCCUCUGCUGAUGUUUCCGCGGAGGUUCCUGUGACACCCCGCGAUGGGUCCAAUCGAGCGGGCAGCUGCAUGGAGUUUGCCCUUCCUCAGCACCUUGUGGCAGUGGUCCAGUCGAACCUUGGUGUGCAUGACUACGCCUCCCUCCGCGCAUGUUGUCACGAGUACUCCAAAACUGAAGACCUUGUCGACCACAUGGUUUCAUUGAUUCACCCAGAAAGGCCCGACACUUUCCUGGCAUUCCGGCAGCGCCAUCUUGACUCCAAGCGUGGCGAGCCUUCAAGCGGCUUUUGUGAAGCUGGCUUGCAAGGCUUCGAUUGCCUCUUCCUCAAGGGUGCCAUCGCUGGGUGGUGGCGAGCAAAGCCAAGCGCUGUCCGAAGUGUACUCGCCUGGCUGCAUUACCAUGCUGCAACAGCGGAGCCUGUGCAGUCCAGCAAGCUGCGGUGUGUAUUGUUCCAGAAAGUUGGCACGUGUUUCGAAGCCAUGCCCGAUGCAGAUGCCAUAGAGCAGUUAGGAAGAGAGGUCCUGAUGAUGCUGACAUCGGAAUCUUUGAAUGACUUGGACCGCCUCGGUGCAUGCCAAAGGAUGGCCUCAAGAACUGCGCAGGGAAACGCGGUCUAUGGCGGAAUUCUCGCGCAGUGGAUCAGGCAUUGCAGACGCUGGUAA